This is a messenger RNA of Chelonia mydas (Green sea turtle), 3775 nucleotides long. RefSeq names its product zinc finger RANBP2-type containing 3 (gene ZRANB3). Gene Ontology annotation, cellular component: nuclear replication fork. The transcript has 22 exons. Gene Ontology annotation, biological process: DNA repair; replication fork processing. Bases 147 to 3509 code for a protein of 1120 amino acids. The record is from RefSeq and is a predicted model, not a curated record. NCBI's taxonomy places the organism in Eukaryota, Metazoa, Chordata, Testudines, Cheloniidae. Gene Ontology annotation, molecular function: endonuclease activity; nucleic acid binding; zinc ion binding.
CGGGGGGUGUUUGGGCCCACGGCGGUUCCCGCUCCCGCCAGAGGUCACUUCCGGCGCCGGGGCUGAGCUGGAGCGAGCCCGCGUGAAACCGGCGUCGUUCUGGGGAAGUUUGGUGGCGGCUGCUGCAGCGGCAGUAGUGGGCCAACAUGUCAAACAUAAUCCAAGAAACUUCUACAGCUGGAACUUCUUGUUCUGAAGAUGCUGAUACUAAGCUAUCCUUCCUACCUGAAAAACUAAGGGAAAGAUUGCUUCCUUUUCAGAAGAAAGGCAUUCUGUUUGCACUUCAGAGAAGCGGCAGGUGUAUGAUAGCUGAUGAGAUGGGACUGGGGAAGACAAUCCAAGCAAUUGCCAUUUCCUACUACUAUAAAAAGGAAUGGCCUCUCUUAAUAGUAGUCCCUUCAUCUCUGAAGUACCCUUGGAUUGAUGAGAUGGAAAAAUGGAUUCCAGAACUCUGUCCAGAUGAUAUCAGCAUCAUUCAGAACAAAACUGACAUUGGGAGAAUAUCGACCAGCAAAGUGACAGUUUUGGGUUAUGGCCUACUAGCUACAGAUGCACAGACUUUAGUAGACACUUUGUACAAACAAAACUUUAAGAUAGUUUUGGUUGAUGAGUCUCACUAUAUGAAAUCCAGGAAUGCAACCCGCAGCAAGAUUUUAUUGCCAAUUGUGCAGAAUGCUGCACGAGCAAUUCUUCUUACUGGAACUCCUGCUCUAGGAAGACCUGAAGAGCUUUUCAUGCAGAUUGAGGCACUUUUUCCAAGAAGAUUUGGAACCUGGAAUGAAUAUGCAAAAAAAUACUGCAAUGCUCAUGUCAGGUUUUUUGGUAAAAGAACUCUAUGGGACUGCAGAGGGGCUUCCAACUUAGAUGAAUUACAUCAGUUGUUAAGUAACAUAAUGAUCAGACGCUUGAAGAAUGAAGUUCUAACCCAGUUGCCUCCCAAAAUUAGACAACGUAUUCCAUUUGAUCUCCCAAAAGCUGCGGCUAAGGAACUGAAUACCAGCUUUGAAGAGUGGGAAAAAUUAAUGAGGGCUCCAAAUUCAGAUGUCGCUGAAAGCCACUUUGUUCAAGUCAUGGGUCUGAUUACACGCAUGUAUAAACAAACUGCCAUUGCCAAGGCAGGAGCAGUAAAGGACUAUAUCAAAAUGAUGCUUGAGAAUGACAAACUUAAAUUUCUGGUUUUUGCUCACCACUUAAGCAUGCUCCAAGCUUGUACAGAGGCAGCCAUAGAAAACAAGGCACGUUACAUUCGGAUAGAUGGAAGUGUUCCUUCAGUAGAAAGAAUCCAUCUUGUCCAUCAGUUUCAGAAGGAUCCUGAUACUCGUGUGGCCAUCCUGAGCAUUCAGGCUGCUGGUCAGGGUUUAACUUUUACUGCUGCCACUCACGUUGUGUUUGCUGAGUUAUACUGGGACCCUGGACACAUGAAGCAAGCAGAAGACAGAGCACAUCGAAUUGGACAAUGCAGUUCUGUAAAUAUCCACUACCUUAUUGCAAAAGGAACUUUGGAUCCUCUUAUGUGGGCAAUGUUGAAUCGCAAGGCCAAAGUUACAGGCAGCACGCUGAAUGGGAAGAAGGAGAAAUUGCAGGCUGAAGAAGGUGAUAAGGAGAAGUGGGAUUUCUUGAGUUUUGCUGAAGCCUGGACCCCGAACGAAAGUCUUGAAGAGGUCAAGAAUGAAGUUUUAUUCACUCACUUUGAAAAAGAAAAACAACAUGACAUUCGUGCCUUCUUUUCACCAAAACCAUCUGCUGAGAAAAAACGCAAAAUUGAUUCUUGGGAUAAAUCACUGAACUUUACUUCAGGAGAUUCUAAAGUCACACCGGGAAAGGACAUAGAGGAGGGCAGCAGGCAUUUGGACGCCAGAGAAAUAAUUGAUGUGGAUGCAAUUUGUUAUGAAAAUGGCUGUGAGCCUGAAGCUAAAAGACCAAGAGCUAUAAGUACACCCACCCAAAGCAGCUCCAGUGAGAAAAAGAGAAAAAUUUUGCCUGGAAAAACAAACACUUUGUUAACCAAGGAAACUGAUCAUGGUCUUUCUGGUGGCUCUCUGUCUAAUUCAAGGAAAAAAUCACCUUUAGCCAAAGUCUGGUGUUGUAGUCUUUGCACUUACACUAAUAAUUCGUUAUUACCUUAUUGUGAAAUCUGUGAAUGUCCUCGUGGUAGUGAUGAUAAACAGAAUACAAAUCAAAUGAAUGAUCCUCCCUCUACUCUGAGUGAAGAAGAAAAUGCAUCACAGGACUCUAGAAAAAUCAAAGGUAUAGCAAUAUGCAAUGCAGACAAUGAGAGAAAGGACUUAGUACAAACAGCGACUGAAUCAUCUGAUGAGACUGGGGGAGAAGUAGCUAAUGCUGUUGAAAAUGGAUCUGAAGAAUGUGAGCAAAAGCCUCAAGAAGGAUGUGUUGAUAAUUCAGAUACUUUUCCAGUGUAUGAUGUUCUGAACUUCUGUGCAAGUAGGAAUACUGAUAGAAUUCACCUCUAUACAAAGGAUGGAAAAUCACUGAACUGUAAUUUUAUUCCAUUGGAUAUAAAAUUGGAUAAUUGGGAGGAUUUACCAGAGAGUUUUCAGCAAAAACAAAAUCGUUCAUUGAUUCUGAGGUUUGUGAGAGAAUGGAGUAGUCUAACAGCCAUGAAGCAAAAAAUUAUCAGAAAAAGCGGCCACACUUUUUGUAGCCCUAUUCUUGCUGCAGAAGAGAUUUCUAAACAGCAGGCCAGGCUGAGCAGCACCAAAAGGUAUGUGACAAAAGAGGAUGUUGCUGUAGCCUCACUCAGCAAAGCUAACAGCAGUGGGGGCAGCGUAUGCUUGGUCACAAAGGAAGCUGCCUUUUACUUGAAAAACGAAGGUACUUCUGCUGGAAAAACAGAUGGCCAUUCCACAAAGUUACUUUUAAAAGACGGAAAAGUUUCCCCUGUUCUUAAUGCAGAUUCAGUUCAGGCUGAAGUUGUUGAAGAUCCUGCCAUAUACAAAGGAUAUUUACAGGCUGUAGAUAAUAAAGGAAAUCCACUUUGUCUUAGCUGCCAACAACCAACAGUUCAUCUCGACCAAGAUUGCAAAUCUAUUGCUUGGGAAACACGAUUUUGUUCUCUUAAAUGCCAGGAAGACUUCUUAAUUCGCUCUAGUCAGAGUUACCUGAGGAGUAAAGUAUUUGAAGUCGAACAUGGUGUUUGUCAGCUUUGCAAUCUCAAUGCCCAGGAACUCUACCUUAGCAUCAAAAAUGCACCUAAGAAUCAACGUAAGAAUCUUCUGGAGAGUUCUUGGAUGUCUCAGCUUCCAUUAGGACAGUUAAAUGAAAUUAUAACAAACCCAGCAGAAGGCCAGUUCUGGCAGGUGGAUCAUAUCAAACCAGUUUAUAGUGGAGGAGGACAGUGCUCUCUGGAAAAUCUUCAGACUCUAUGUACAGUUUGUCAUAAGGAGAGAACUGCUAAACAAGCCAAGGAAAGAAGCCAGAUGAAAAGACGUUCUUUAGCUUCAAAAUAUGGAUCUGAUAUCACAAAAUUUUUUGUAAAGAUGUUUCUGUGAGAGACUUUUUGUGUAAAUGAGGAAUGCAUGCAUCAGGAAAAGAUAAGAUAUGAAAGCUAUCACAAAUGUCCAGAUGGUCAAGAAAAAGUGAGAGACUUGGAAAUACCAGGAGAACAUCAGAAAAUACCCAUUGUAUCUGAGGCUAAACAUGUUAGCAGCAUUGACGACCUCAGAGGUGAGGCAGGCACCCCCCGAAGACGAGACAACAAAUAGGAGAUAAUGAUGGGAAGCCCGACAAUAACCAUCAAAUGAUAACAGCAGAAAAC